Molecule: messenger RNA, 1347 nt
Organism: Penicillium argentinense
Lineage: Eukaryota; Fungi; Ascomycota; Eurotiomycetes; Eurotiales; Aspergillaceae
Product: phosducin family protein
Exons: 5
Coding region: 1-1347 (448 amino acids)
Biological process (GO): regulation of G protein-coupled receptor signaling pathway
Source: RefSeq, a predicted model, not a curated record
AUGGGUUCACAUGUCUCCAGACCGCGUGGGAAGAUGCUUUUUGCUGUGCCAAACUUGGAAAAGGCGCAACCACUGCAAUUUCAGCCGUUCGCGGCGUUUGAGCGGUCGACGCGACUUGGGUUCGCGGGUCGACCAGGCAUAUGCAGGUGCGCCGUCAAGCACGAGGGAGAAGUCACGGAUAGUCCCCCUGACCACCACGGCGAAGAUAAUGGCCACCGCGAUGGCCACGUCGACGUCGACGUCAAGUCUGGCUGCACGUCGUGCCCACGAUACCCCCAAUACCUAACCUCGAUCCACGUUCUUCGGUCCUUCGGUGGGUCCGGAUCGUCACGCCUGAAACCCCAGCGAAAAGGGGCUGCACCGUUUCACCCUGGCGAUCUCUUCCCAGCUCAGCCCCAACUCCGUCGUGAUUCCUUCGUCUGUGUCUGGCUUCAGGGGUUCUUCACUGCCGGGCCAAUCUCAAUCUUGCUUUUUCGGGACGAGGCAAACAACCGAAACGCUUGUUUCCUGCUGCCCCAGACCAGGCGUGCGCCGCCCCCCCAACACUUUAAAUCUCCCCACCCCGCCUCGUGCACCAUGUCGGCCCAAGAAGAAUUCAACCAGCUGGUCAACAGCAACCGCGAGCGAGCCUCCGUCCAUCCCGAGGACCGCGAUCCCGACGAAGCCCAUUUCUCGGACGACGAGCCCUCCACCCGCAACCUCCGCCAGUCCCAGCGCGUCCUCGAUUCCUCCGACGAGGACGAAGUCGACCGCAACAUGGUGUCGUCCCGCAACUACCACAUCCCAAACACCGUUUACGAAGCCAACACCGGGCCCAAGGGCGUCAUCGCCGACGCCCAGGCCUUCGAGCGGGCUCGCAAGAAGUCAUUCCGCCAGACGCUCCUCAGCGCCGCGGGCUUCGACCCCAAUGGCUUCGGCUCCAAGGCGACCCGCGACCAGACCCCCCCCUCCAGCGACCGAUGGGUCGUCGGUGCUCGCCGCGCUUCACCCCGUGGCCGCCGCUACGGCACUGUUGACACCGUUGACGCGGCGGGGUAUCUAGAUGCCAUCGAAAGGGUUACCUCCGAUACGGUGGUAGUCGUCUGCAUCUAUGAUCCACUGUGCGAUGACAGUGCUAUUGUGGAAGAGUGCUUGGUCACUAUUGCCCGCAGACAGCCGUCUACUCGUUUUGUCAAACUCCACCAGGAGAUUGCCGAGAUGAACCACAUCCAGGCUCCCGCUCUCCUCGCCUAUCGCGGUGGUGAUGUCUUCUCUACCAUAGUCGAUGUCAUCCGUAACAUCCCCAAGGGUCGCAGCUGCAGUGCCGAUAGUUUGGAAGACCUGCUGAAGCUGAACCGUGUGCUAUGA